Volvox carteri f. nagariensis is the source of this 2728-nucleotide messenger RNA. RefSeq lists its product as uncharacterized. The transcript has 15 exons. Gene Ontology annotation, molecular function: dihydroxy-acid dehydratase activity. Lineage: Eukaryota; Viridiplantae; Chlorophyta; Chlorophyceae; Chlamydomonadales; Volvocaceae. Gene Ontology annotation, cellular component: chloroplast stroma. Gene Ontology annotation, biological process: branched-chain amino acid biosynthetic process. The record is from RefSeq and is a predicted model, not a curated record. The coding region runs from base 69 to 1883 and encodes 604 amino acids.
UACAUUUCAUUCUCCGUGGCACGCUGUUCCUGGGCGUGCAGUAGGCCUUUUAGCCGAGGUCCAAGCAAAUGUCGCCGACGACUCUGUGUCCUGGCCAACGGGCCUCUAUGCAGCCCGCCGGCAUCCGUAGCCGUCGUUUAAUUAAGAUCGCGGCUGUUGCUGCACCCGAGAAGCCGGCUGCUGCGGCGCCUGUUAUCCCGGCAGGACUCAACAAGUACAGCAGUCGGAUUACGCAACCCAAAAGCCAGGGCGCUUCGCAGGCUAUGCUGUAUGCUACCGGCCUGAGGGAGGAGGACAUGAACAAGCCGCAGAUCGGCAUCUCCUCGGUUUGGUAUGAGGGCAACCCCUGCAACAUGCACUUGAUGGACCUGGCGGCGGAGGUGAAGAGAGGCGUAGAGGACAUUGGCAUGGUGGGCUACCGCUUCAACACCAUUGGCGUGUCAGACGGCAUCUCCAUGGGCACCGACGGAAUGAGCUUCAGUCUGCAGAGCCGAGACUUGAUCGCGGACUCCAUCGAGACUGUCAUGAGCGCGCAGUGGUACGACGCCAACAUCUCCCUGCCAGGUUGCGACAAGAACAUGCCCGGCACGCUGAUGGCCAUGGCUCGCCUGAACCGCCCCUCGCUUAUGAUUUACGGAGGGACCAUCAAGCCGGGGCACAGUCGCACGGACGGCGCCGUGCUGGACAUCGUGUCGGCCUUCCAGAGCUUUGGUGCCUACUCGGCGGGCCUCAUCACUGAGGAGCAACGACGGGACAUUGUCCGUAACUCGUGUCCAGGGGCCGGGGCGUGUGGGGGGAUGUACACGGCGAACACCAUGGCGUCCGCCAUUGAGGCCCUAGGCAUGACGCUGCCGUACAGCUCGUCCAUUCCGGCCGAGGACUUGCUGAAGAAGGACGAAUGCCGCAUGGCGGGCAGGUACAUGUUGGAGUUGUUGAAGUCGGAUCUGAAGCCGCGGGACAUCAUGACGUACAAGGCCUUUGAGAACGCCAUGGUGCUGGUGAUGGCCACCGGGGGCUCCACCAACGCCGUACUGCACUUCAUCGCCAUGGCGCGCGCUGUGGGUGUGUCUCUGAGUCUGGAUGACUUCCAGAGGGUGUCGGACCGUGUGCCCUUCAUUUGCGACCUGAAGCCCUCUGGGCGGUAUGUCAUGGAGGAUGUGCACAAGGUUGGCGGCACCCCCGCAGUCCUGAAGUAUCUGGACUCCAAGGGCUUCAUCAACCGGGACUGCAUGACCGUUACCGGCAAGACUGUCGCUGGCAACCUGUCCGAGGUUCCGGAGCUCCGGGCCGGUCAGGACGUGGUGCUGCCCAUUGAGAAGCCCAUUAAGAAGACGGGCCACAUUCAGAUCUUGUACGGCAAUCUGGCCCCGGAGGGCUCCGUCGCCAAAAUCACCGGCAAGGAGGGCCUCAAAUUCGAGGGUGAGGCGUUGGUGUUCGAUUGCGAGGAGGACAUGAUUGCGAUGGUUGGAGCGGAACCGAACAAAUUCCGUGGCAAGGUUGUGGUGAUUCGCUACGAGGGCCCCAAGGGCGGCCCCGGUAUGCCCGAGAUGCUCACCCCCACGUCCGCCAUCAUGGGGGCCGGUCUGGGCAAGGAGUGCGCCCUCAUCACGGACGGGCGCUUCUCGGGAGGCAGCCACGGCUUCGUGAUCGGACACGUGACCCCGGAGGCGCAAGUCGGAGGGCCCAUUGCGCUGGUGAAGGACGGGGACAAGAUUGUGAUUGAUGUUGAGAAUCGCGUCAUGGACAUGGUGGUUUCGGAGGAGGAGAUGGCGGCUCGGCGUGCAGCCUGGGUAGCGCCGCCGCUGAAGGCGACCAGUGGCACCCUUUACAAGUACAUCAAGAACGUCACCUCGGCUUCUACUGGCUGUGUCACCGACUCGUAAAUGUUGUGCAAAUGACCAAUCUCGGGAGCUGACAUGACUAACUGAUUAAUGGCAAGCAGGACCUUUGACACGGCUUGCGACCAGUAUACUACUAUUCACUCAACCUAACUGACAUACAUUUCGGACGGAGGCUGGAUUGACAGCAUGACAAAUGUUAUGUUUACCAAAUAUGAUAAAGGACUCGCACGGGACUAACUAUCGGAUGGCACAGAGGGUCGUUGGGUCGUUGGGGUCCAUCCCUCACUACGGCCCACCUGCUGCCCUCGCCCGCGGUGUUACUCAUGUGCACUCAUGGGUCUCAUUGCUACCUUUGAGGUGCAUAAUGCCAUACAUGCAUACAUUCGGCAUGGCUUUCUACAGUACACGUGGCCAAUGCGUUGCGGGCUGUCGGGCGAUGUAGUGGUGUAGUGGGACAGCUGUGUAGUCGCUGUAAUUUUUGCGUGCAUGCACCUGUCAACCAUCGAGCUGUUACACUAGAUGUACAGACAAGGAGCGGUUGUUAACGAUAUGAUGCUGGGCAUGAUCGUUAUAGCACUAUAUAUAUGUGUGUAGGAACUGAGUACAGUUGCCAUGCAGCCGUGCGGCUUUUCAAUUAUGUGGGAUGGAUUUGGCAGGGGGCGAAUCUUGUGGGGUCUUGGGAUUUUAUGUGGUGGUGAAACCCUAACCUUUCCAGGCAGGCAGGAUGGUCUACAGGACGGUGAUGGAACAUUUUGGUGUCUCGUACAAUAGGGCAGGUCUGCUGAUUGGAGCGUACUGAUCUGCAGUUUGCAGCUGACUUCAGGUGAUAUCUUUGUGCACAUGUAGGAGUUGGGUGUUUUUUUUACUGUUUGUACCUCAAGAUACAC